GGGCACUCUCCCUGCCGAGCUCACUGCUGUCCUCUCUUCCUCCGCCGCUGGCCUGUUUUCAGUUUCCUCCCCUCCGCUCCCUUGUUCUUUUCAUCCGCGACUCGCCCUGUGGAUUUCUUUCCCCCUCGUCUCUCUGGGAAACCUUCGCAGAGCCAGCGCCGUCGUGACUCGCCGGCUGCCACUGCAAGGGAAGGAGAGAGCAGGAGGAAGGCAAGAAAGAGAGAGAGAGAAGCUGAGACAGACCAAUCGAUUACUGUGAUACAGAAGAGAGAGGCACUUGGAGAGGAGAGGAAGUAGCAGCAUUUUUCCUCCACGUUUUGGUUUAAAAGGAGAUUUUCUUCGACUUGUAUGAGGCUCCUCUGAAGCAUUUGAUUCACAUCCUUCCCUUGGAGAGAGAGGACAGCUAUUUGAAGGGACAGCUGGUGCAGUUUUGUCACAUCAAGGAUUCUUCUUUCCUCCCCUCUUCAGUCAGAACAGCCAACAUUGGGGACUCAGGAGGAGGACCGCUUUUGACUGACAAGAUCAAUGUUUACCAAAUAAUUUAUCUCCAUUCUGAAUGAUAAUGCUGGACACCAACCAGUGCCUGUCCUUUGAGCCCUCCCCCCCGGGCUCUCCUCCAAUGGGGGAUGACAUGGAGAAGACAGGGCUGACGAUGGAUCAUGACAGACUUGUCUAUCACAGCCUGAAAGAAGUCCUCCAGCUCAAACUCCAGCAGAGACGUACACGAGAGGAACUGGUCAGCCAAGGGAUCAUGCCACCACUGAAGAGUCCGGCAGCCUUUCAUGAACAGCGGAAAAGUCUGGAGCGAGCAAGGACCGAGGACUAUCUGAAGAGGAAGAUCCGGAGUCGUCCUGAGCGCUCUGAGCUGGUCAGGAUGCACAUUCUGGAAGAGACGUCGGCAGAGCCGUCCUUGCAGGCCAAGCAGCUGCAGCUGAAGCGAGCACGACUGGCCGACGACCUCAAUGACAAGAUCUCCCACAGACCAGGUCCCAUCGAGCUGGUUCACAAGAACAUCCUGUCUGUCGACUGCCCCGUGCACUCACCACUGGAUUCUCCAAAGGGAGAGAGCUCAUCUUUGGAUGAAGACAGCAGUGAUGCUCUGUCACCAGACCAGCUAACCAAUCACGACUCUCCCCUGAGUGCCGUCCCUCAGCUGUCCCCCUCGGACAUGGUUACCCAGAACGGGGAUGUGUCACCAUCACAGUUUAUUACACAGUCCCCUCUUCCUCCACCACCUCCACCACCACCACCUCCUCCUCCCCAGGUGAAUGGGUCAGACUCCUCCCCAUUCCCGAAAGUGACAAAUGGGACGACGCUGACCUUAACAAACUCCCGCCCCUCUGCUGGACAUGUGAAGCAGUCUCAGGCUAAGGCGAGUUCAGACCGUCCUCCACAGAGACCUAAGAAACCAAAGGACAGCAAACCCAAGGUGAAGAAGCUGAAGUACCACCAGUACAUCCCUCCAGACCAGAAGGCAGACAAAGAGCGUCCACCCCAGAUGGACUCGUCCUAUGCGAAGCUCCUCCACCAGCAGCAGCUCUUCCUGCAGCUGCAGAUCCUCAACCAGCAACAGCAGCACUACAACUACCACACCAUACUGCCCGCCCCACCCAAGCCUCCAACAGAGCAGCCUCCCACAACCAACUCUGGCCCUUCCCCCUCCCGCAGCGUUCCCACGACGACCACCCCAACCCCCUCCAAUCAGAGCGGGACUGCCCGUCAGAGCCAAACUGCAGUGGGAGGAGCCAAACCAGGCACUCUGCCAGCCAACCUGGACGAGUUCAAAGUCGCCGAGUUGAAACAGGAACUGAAAUUACGUGGUUUGACUGUCUCAGGCACAAAGAACGAUCUCAUCGAGAGGCUCCGCAACUAUCAGGAGCAAAAUGGUGGCACCACAGUGGUUGUGAAAAACAGCAUAUCGCAGCCCAGCCAACAGGGCACGACCUCAUCCGCUGGCACCGUCACAUCCUCUCCAACCACAACAACAACCCCCGACCACCAACCAGGAGAGGCGGGCUUUAAGUUAGAUUUGUCAUCGUUGGCUCAGGUGAUUCCAGGGCGGGUCAUGCGGUUUGGCAGCACCAGCUCCAGCCCUCCGGUUUCUCCUACUCCAUCUGAGAGGUCGCUGGCCGGGAUGAGUCCAGAUGAGACGAGCUGUAAUGGAGACAUGUUUGGAGAGAUGGUAAGCUCUCCCCUGACCCAGCUCACCCUUCACCCAUCUCCUCAGCACCCACCAAACAUCUCUCCGCUCUCCAAGGUCAAAGAGGAGAUCCAGAGCUCCUGCAGCCUCUCCAGGCCUUCACCUGCCUCAUGUCAGGCUCCAGAACCCCUGUCUGGAACAGCCAUGGACACUUCCUGUUAUGACAAGGACCAGAUGCUCCAGGAGAAGGACAAGCAGAUCGAGGAGUUGACCAGGAUGCUGAGACAGAAGCAGAGGCUUGUGGAGACGCUCAGGUCCCAGCUGGAGCAGGGUAAGAUGACAGGAGUAGGUGGGGUAGUGUCAGAGAAGGAAGGAGGUGAAAAGAGCAAAACAUCCCCAGAGGUUAAACUUCAAACUCUGAUAAAAGCCUCGGCCAUCCAGCCCCCCACUCUCCCCAAUGGCAUCGUGGUGAGGGUGAAGAAGGAGGUGGAGUCUGAGGAAGGGAUGGAGGGGGUGACGGAGGCGAAGAAAGCGGCCCAGCCGAUGCAGUGCUCUCAGGAGACUCUGCUCCGGCUGCAGCAGAUUCAUCGGCUGCAGAUCCAACAAGCCGAACAGCAGAAACAGACGCUGCAGCCCAAACAGCAGCAGAGUCAGGUGCAGCUGCAGAGAGUAACAGAGGCGAUGUCGAGCCCUCAGAAGCUACAACAGCAGAAGAAAGAAGCCCAGAUCCUGCUCCAUCAGCAGCAGCAACUGCAGCAGCUCAUCAUACAGCAAACCCAACAGAAACAGCUCCAGGCGCAGCAGAAGUUAGCGCAGCAGAAACUGGCCCAGCAGAAACUCAGCCAACAGAAGCUGGUGCAGCAGAACCAGCUCAAACAAACUCAAGGUCAAGUUCAGCAGAACCAGCAGAAGAACCAGGUUCAGCUGAAGCAGGUUCAGGUGCAGGUCCAGAAGCCUGCACUGAACCUAACCCAGCAGAGGAAGCAGCAGAGGGCUCUGCAGAGGCAGCAGCAGAAACAGCAGACGGCAGCUGUCACCACCCAACAGGUGACCCCAGUCUUUAUCAACCAACAGAACGGCACUCAGAUCCACACUCAGGCCAUUUCAUUAGACCUCCUCAAGGCGAAUGGCACGCCGACACUGGUCACCGACAGCAACGGCAACCACUACCUGAUUGCACUCACCAGUCAAACCACAGAGGGACAGAACGGAGUGUCCUCAUUGGCCAAACCCAAUGGACGCAUCACACUGCAGAGGUUGCAGUCGACUCCAAGUAAACUCCCCAGCACUGACAGCCAAUCAAAAGAGCCGCCAGAGGCCGAGCCAAACAAAAAGGGACAGAAGGAGGGGCUGCACCUGGACACCAAUGGCGCGCCACAGCCCAACCUGUCAGUCACCGCUCCACCCAACCUGCAGCCUUUCUUCGACGACAUGUCAGACAGCGAGAGCCAAAGCAACUUAAUCUCAUCUCUUAAGAGAGAGGAGGUGUGUCCGCCUUACGACCGGCACACACUGUUCACCCCUCCCUCUCCCAAACCCAACACCUCCCUUCCUACUCAGCGCUCCAAACAGGAGAAUGGCGUCAACAGUCAGCAGAUGGACGACCUGUUUGACAUCCUGCUCAAGAGCGGAGAAAUCCCCGGCUUCAAAGCUAACCCGGACCCUUCACUCGCCCCUCUCCACUCUGACCCGCCUUCCCCAUCUUCUCCCCCAUCUCCUCUCCACCUCUCCCCUCCUACCCCCACAGAGCCCCUCAUCUCCCCUCAGCCUCCUGCAGGAGAGCCCUGCACAGGCAGCGGACGCCUGGAAGACUUCCUGGAAAGCACCACAGGCGCCCCGCUGCUGGGCGUGGAGCCCGACGGUGGCCUGACGCUGAUCGAUGACCUUCACAGCCAAAUGCUGAGCACUCCCAGCAUCCUGGACCACCCUCCCUCCCCCAUGGACACAUCUGACUUGGGCUUCUCCCCCCACUCCACAGGGCUGGACUUUGGCGACCCCACCCUGGACAGCAUGGACUGGCUGGAUAUCUCCAUGGUGGGGAGCGGCGGCGGAGGCAGCGGGGGCAGCGGAGGGGGUAGAGGAGGAGAAGCGGGAGCCGGGGACGGAGACGGGGGGACGAGCCUGGCCCCGCUUGUGCCGCACACUCCGCCGAGCGUCUUCUCAACCGAUUUCCUGGACAGCACGGACCUGCAGCUGCACUGGGAGUCGUGUCUGUAGCCCUGCGCACAGAUGGACACGCACUCGCUCACACUGUGUACAGGCGCCGUCUUUAUUUCAUGCACAUAUAGAAACCUUUUCUAUGCUGUCUCUACCACUGCGGGGGUCACUGGCACAUGCAAACGCACACACACAUGUACGCAGUUCGUCCUGUCUUUCACUUGCUGUUACUGUAUGCAGGGUGAGGUGAAAUGAGAAUAAACAUAGAAGUUAAAUUCAUAGAAAGGACUUGGACUUGGUGGAACUGAAGUGGACUUUUUGAAAUUUAAUUCUAUGGGGAUCCAUGCAGCAGACUGUUCACAUCCAAGCUGAUAAAAUCCCAUUUUCAUGUGUCCUGACCUGCGUUACAAAGGGUAAAGAGUACAGCAGGAUACUGUAGAUCACUGUAAUGCAACAUUUCAACCCUUGGAAACGGUUUGACAGAGUAGAGCCAAGGAUGGACUGUCAGUGACCUUUACUCGGGCUCCUCCUGAAAACAGAGUGUGUGUCAGUGCCUCCAUAACUUUGCACUUAUGCUGAAUCUGAUUGGUUUGAAGGGGGGGACGUUCAGGUCAGCAGCCGAAUCUUAACGCUGUUCUGAGGCUAAGCAAGAGCCGCCAUGUGUUUUGUCAAUCAGCUGAGCCGUUGAUGGUGUGACCUCGUCGCCUCACCGCGGCAACCUGAACCCCACCCACACUAGUCAAAAAACACAGCUGUUAUUGGCUGGCAGUUGCUUUUGAAAUGAAAUGAACCAUAUCAACGGCAACAGUUUGAAUUGAAGCCUCAUUGGAGGUCGCGUAUUAUUGGUAACAUUAUGGUAGACCACUAUGUAUUGCUGUAUAUGGGGUGUAUAUUAUCAAUUGUCCAUAUGACUAUUUUUCUUUGCUGGUUGCUUUAGAGUCGAGCUAGCCGGCUGGGGAACAUAGGGUGAGGGCGGGGCUUCCAAAAUACUUGGACCUUGUCAUUUUUUAAAGAAAAAAAAGUUGAAAAAAAAAAUAAACAUACUAAAAAAAGUCAAAA
Messenger RNA from Epinephelus lanceolatus (giant grouper), 5356 nucleotides. RefSeq names its product myocardin related transcription factor Ab (gene mrtfab). NCBI's taxonomy places the organism in Eukaryota, Metazoa, Chordata, Actinopteri, Perciformes, Serranidae. Gene Ontology annotation, cellular component: nucleus. Gene Ontology annotation, biological process: positive regulation of transcription by RNA polymerase II; smooth muscle cell differentiation. The record is from RefSeq and is a predicted model, not a curated record. Gene Ontology annotation, molecular function: transcription coactivator activity.